This is a messenger RNA of Tigriopus californicus, 2463 nucleotides long. RefSeq names its product poly(rC)-binding protein 2-like. Lineage: Eukaryota; Metazoa; Arthropoda; Copepoda; Harpacticoida; Harpacticidae. The transcript has a single exon. Gene Ontology annotation, molecular function: mRNA binding. The record is from RefSeq and is a predicted model, not a curated record. Gene Ontology annotation, biological process: regulation of gene expression; regulation of RNA metabolic process. Gene Ontology annotation, cellular component: cytoplasm; nucleus. The coding region runs from base 488 to 2119 and encodes 543 amino acids.
AUGUGGUGUUUGUUCCGCAAGUUUUUCCCUCGUCCCUCAGCCUCCAUCCUCCAUCCAUCCAUCCCAUCCUCCAUCCACGAGACUCCAACCCACUGUCUUCUCUCGACAAGGACUCGAGGCCACACGAGCAAGCCACAAGGGGUGAACCCGAGACACGUGAACACCCCCAACCCAGGUAUCCACGGCGGGCGGGCGGGCGGCCUCCAGUCGUGCCUCCAGUCGUGCCUCCAGUCCCUGAGCCGGACGUAACUCUCGCCUUAGCCGCACGACUAACAACACGCUCGGAAGGAACGCGCGCGCUGGACGCUUGACGCUCAUCGCUCCGUGAUUCCCGCCCAGUGGAAAACCACCCCAGGAGUCCAAGAGGGAGCCGAGGCGGAGCUCCAAGCCGCCAUCCGCUAAGCUCUACUGGAGAGUCUGGGCCCCACAUCCAGCCCGCCUACCCCGGCCACCCACGCGGCCUCUGACCUUCCACCGCCCCGUCAGCAUGAUGGCGGCCCAGGUGGGUGGGUUCAACGGGAGUGCUGCCAAUGCCCCGUCCUUGUACAAUCAGCCCCCACCUCCGUCUCAAAUGGGUUCGGCCGCACCCAUGCCUGCCACCGGGGCGGGCCAUUUGGCCGGCUACUCGAUGGCGGCCGGAGGUGCCAAUGCCCAAUUAGGGACGGGGGUUGCCCCCACGGGGGGGUCGAGCCGUAAUAACGGGGACGCGUCCGCGCCGGCUAUUUACCCCAUUACGCUGAAAGUGAUGUUGAGCCGCGACGAGGCCUCGUAUCUGUUCGGGUUUGACGGUGUGCUUCUGGGUCAGUUGCGGCAACAAACCGGGGCCCACAUCAGUCUGACGGAUCCGCAGAGCUUCGAACAUGUUUUGGCCAUCGGUGGAUCCAUCGACGUCAUCCUGAAGGCCUUCAGCUUGGUUUGCCGCAAACUCUGGGACUUCCUCAUGAGCAUCAUUGGACCCAAUAUGUCCAAGCCACUCAUCAUUCGAUUGGCCGUACCCGCUUCUCAGUGCGGCACCAUCAUCGGCAAGCAAGGAGCCAAAGUCAAGGAGCUGCGCGAACUCUCGGGCGCGUACAUUCAGGUCUCGCAAGAGAGCUUACCCGACUCGACCGAGCGCGUGGUCGAGAUCUCGGGCACGGGCGAGUCCUGCGUCCAGUGCACUUAUCACAUUUGUUCCUUGCUCCAAGAGGCGCCGGUGCGGGGCGAAGUUGUACCCUAUAUUCCCUCGCUGCAAGCCGGCGGUGCAUCGGGCCUGCCCGACGCCUUUCGUUCGGGCUCCGAAACCUGGCGACCUGUGAUAUUGUGCGGCCCACGCGCCUAUUUGAUCGAUGGCGACGUGGCCCGGCCCUGUCCCCCCGAAAUCCUCCGCCACGCUCUAGACAAUGGACGCGUGAAUGAGACGUACGCUUCCGGACCCGCCCAUUCGGGCGUGGAUCGAGAUCCCACGGGUCGUCGUCCCGCCUAUAUGAACCCGGAUGUGCUGCUGCAAGCCAUCACCAAUGCCCCCCAUAACCAGACUCAGACUUCCGAAGAGAUGGCCAUACCGGCCCCCUAUUUGAGCUCCAUCAUAGGCCCGGAUGGUCAGAAGCGGGCCGAAAUUCGUCAGAUGAGCGGUGCCCAAAUACAUGUCGAGGACCCCGGAUUUUUGAAGCAGAGCGGGGCCGAUCAGACGGUUACCAUAUCGGGUACUAAGGAGUCCAUUACGUUGGCCAAGUUCCUCAUUCAAUCCACGAUUGACAUGUUGACCAAAGAGCAACCCAAUCUGCCCAGCGGGGGCCAGCCCGUGUCCAAUAUGGGACGUCUGGGCUCCAAUCCUGCGCAGGUUUUGCCUCCCGUACCUCCGGCUUUCCACGGGCCCUCAUCUCAACAAUCACCCAUGUUUGGGGGCGAUUAUGCGGGCUACCCGGAGGAUCGUUCGAUUCAAUCCUCUCAAUAUUCUGCCAAGAACGUGCCUCGAGACCCGCGCGACCUACGUGAUCCUCGCAGACCAUCCAUGGAUCGCGACUACGAAGGCCACAACUCAUCUUCUUCCUCUGGCCAUCACCAUCAUCCAUCACGUGGUGCCCAUUCCUAUCGGAAUGGUGGCAGCGGAGUAGGAUUUCGAGGCGGUCGUCGGAGAUGACAUGAAGAGGUUCAUUCCAUUAAUGGUGAUGCUGACUGACUGAUAAUCAUUUAUAAACAACUCAUAUUAUUAAUUGAUUGUGUAAUGUAUGUUCGAAGUUGUAGAGUGCUACUAUCCACCCGAGUUGAGAAAAUCUAGCUAAAUUUUGAAAGAAAGCUAAUACACAAAGGAAUGCUUUCAUAUUUUAAAGCCAAAGUGGUAAGAUUUUCUGCCAACCAUGCGAAAAAAAUGGAAGGUUCUCUAAUGGUUUUUGCUACCUUUUAAUACGAGUCGACCGAAAUGUUUGAUUUUGAUACCCACCCAGACUUCAAUUCUAAUAUAAACUGUUAUUGCCAACAAGAGGA